UGUAAAAGCUUUGAGUUUCAAAGAGAACAGUGAGACACCUGCAGUUGCACCGAGACACAGGACAGGUUACUUUGUCAGUACCAAUACACAUACACAGCUGUAGGCAUCAUGAAUUAAGCACUGGAAGCCUUUUCGACCUUGCUGUUGACUCAUCCAAAGCUGACACGGUGGAUAAAGGAUGACUAACAUCUCACAAUAUCUUGUUAAUCACCUGCUGACGUUCUCACUCCAGGACGGGGAUGUGCAGAGUGUGGAGGAAGCCCGCUCACGCCUCUCCUUCCUGGCUCAGAACAAAAAGCUGUGGAGUCAACAGAUGUUCCUGGACGUCGGAGCAGAGGCCAUUCAGCUGCGAGACAUACAGAGCAAGGAUGAGCUGGAGAACUACUCCUUCAAAUCUAUCUACCGAUGUGAUGCCAUAAACACAGUGAAACCCUUCCAGUCCCUCCUGAUGUUAAUCUGCCAAGGUGAAGAUCAGAAGAAGCCCGACAUUCUAUUCUUCCACUGCGAGACUGUGCCGGCAGAGGAGAUCUGUGACAACAUCAAGCGGAGGGUUUCGGGUUCCUCCAGCAGCAGGACUCAGAAGAUCGCAGAGGCCUCCAGGCUUCCUCAGGCUGGAGGAGAGAUGAUCGACCCUUACGGAAUUCCAAGUCCCCCCAUCGCACAGGCUCCAAAUGCCCCGCCAUCAAACCCUCCACCUUACCCUGGACCCAGAGCAUCAAACGCUGUGAGCGGUGGGCCUGAUCUCUCUUUCCUACGAGCAGAGCGAGAAGUGGCUAUCCUCAACCACUGCUUCGACGACAUCGAGAGCUUCAUGGGCAAGCUGCAGCAGACGGCCGAUGCUGCGACGGUGCUGAGCCAGAGGAAGAAGAAAAAGAAGAAAAGUAAAAAGCAAACUGCAGAAGAAGACUUACUCACUAUGAAGGCCCGCCCCCCACCAGAGGAGGAAUUCAUUGAUAUCUUCCAGAAAUUCAAAUAUUGCUUCAGCCUACUGGCCCGUCUGAAAUCAACCAUCGCCAGUCCUUCAUCAGAGGAGCUUGUUCACCAUGUAUUCAAACCUUUGGACAUGAUGGUGAAAACAACCGGAGGACCAGCUCUGGGAGCCUCACUGUCCAGCCCCGCCAUGACGAGCUCCGCUGUGUCCCUGCUAGACGACAACCUGAACGACGAGGAGAGGCAGCUGUGGAGGUCUCUGGGUCCAAACUGGACACACUCUCGCUCUCAGAUCCGGGGGCCUGUAGCUCCAUACACCCCUGUGUUCUUGGACGGUUGGAAACCAGAAGCCUUGAGAGCAGACGGGCAGGUUUGGGAAGAUCCUGUGGAGUCACAGCACAAACAUGAAGCCCUCCGAGUACAACAAGAGCUGGUUGGUCCUCCAGACAGCCACGUCGGCGAUGAAACAGACGCCAGCACACUCCCGCAAGAUCCCGAAAGACUCUACAGCUGCAGUUAUGACUUCAUAGCCAGGAACAGCAGCGAGCUUUCAGUGCAGCAGGGGGAGACACUUGAGGUGGUUGAAUCAUCCAAGCGCUGGUGGAAGUGUCGUAAUCGGUUCAGCCAGAUAGGCUUUGUCCCCUUCAACAUCCUGGAGCCCAUAACUCACAUAGACAGCCCGGUCACCAACAAACCCCCCAGUGCUCCCGCCCCGCCUCCCCUCGCCAAGACUUUUUCUGUAGUCCUACCCAGCCCUCCUGCUCUGCCCCAGGCACCCACCCACUCCCCACAGCGCCCACGCAGCUUACCACCAUACAACCAGCAAAUGUCAGCCGCAGAGGACUCGGAUAAAGUCAUGUUGGUGAACGACGAGCUGCUCCAGAGGCUGACCAACGGGAAGACGAACCUACAUAAACCUCUGGUCAUCCCUCGCUCCUCAGAGACAUCCGUUCCUCUGGACUUCCACUCUCCUCCAGAGGAAGUGGCCGAGUGGCUCAGAGGGAAAGGCUUCAGUGAACCGACGGUGUCAUGUCUGGGAGUGCUGACGGGCGCCCAGCUCUUCUCCCUCAACAAGGAGGAGUUACGGGCUGUGAUUCCAGACGAGGGUGCCAGAGUCUACAGUCAGCUCAAUGUGCAGAAAGCACUGCUGGAGGAUGCCAGACGGGCCACAGAGUUGGAGACAGUCAUGGAGAAACAGAAGAUGAAGGUCGAUCUGAAGCUGGAGAGCAGCACACUGUGAGCAGCAGGGGGCAACAUCAUGAAGAGUUUCAGAUCAAGGAUUGUGUUCACAUAGCACAAUGGUGGAAAUUGCGCCUUGUUAAAUUAUAGUUACCAGAGACCAGAAGUGUAACAGUCCCUUGAUGAUCAAAGAUUGUCUACGAAAAAAUGCAUCAUGCUCGAACCUAAUUACUUUAAGAGAUUAAUACAAGCAGGUGCUGUGGAAAAAUUAAUAUUUUAACAUUAAAGUACAUCAUUUUUAAAUUA
This is a messenger RNA of Scophthalmus maximus (turbot), 2415 nucleotides long. RefSeq names its product epidermal growth factor receptor kinase substrate 8-like protein 1. NCBI's taxonomy places the organism in Eukaryota, Metazoa, Chordata, Actinopteri, Pleuronectiformes, Scophthalmidae. Gene Ontology annotation, cellular component: ruffle membrane; vesicle; plasma membrane. Gene Ontology annotation, biological process: positive regulation of ruffle assembly; Rho protein signal transduction; regulation of Rho protein signal transduction. The coding region runs from base 179 to 2170 and encodes 663 amino acids. The record is from RefSeq and is a predicted model, not a curated record. The transcript has 19 exons. Gene Ontology annotation, molecular function: actin binding.